AUGCGGUGGGGGAGUACUGGAAACGGCAGCUUCGGCGUUGGGGCCACAGCGUACACUUUAGCAUCACGCGACGAAAAUGCCAGCUACUACUACUACCAGGAACCUCUGGCGCCAUUGACAGCGACCAGUGCAUUCGGAGUUCCGUCGUCCAAUACUCACACUCGAGUCCAUGCGAAGAAACCUCAGGGGAGGAGAAUUAUCGGGAGUAACACACGCUCUAAGGGAAAACGCGAGCUAACGUUCUCAUGCUUUGCAGUCGAAGAAAAAUCUGCAGAUUCUCUGGAAUCUACUGAGUCACAAUCUGUACCAUUAAUCGUGUGCGCUGGGAAGAGCGUGUACGGCUCGACUAGUGACUCCAGUGAAGAUCGCGACAACAAUGCGGUAAACCAGCGAAGUGUGGAUAAUAUCCAACACAACAAUCAAUCAACCUCCUUGCGAGCUAUAACCACAGCAAUUGAGAUGGAUUCCCCACCCAGACACCGCACUGAUGAAGAGUUGGAACAAAUUAUCCGCGAGUUGCGCGACCAAGUCUUCCUGAAGCAAAACCAAGAUCUCGGACAGAUAAAAAUGAAAAAAUCUGCUGUAAAAUCUGAAAGCCCUGCUGAAGAUAAUCAAAAGCGACAACGCAAACACUUGAAAAAUCCGAUUGAAAAGAUGGAAGGUGUUGUUGCAACAGUACCAGCGACUGUCAGUGAAUCGAACCCGAUGGCGUCCAGCGGAUUAUUGCAGCGCCCACUCUCAAGCUCUCAACUCAACCGAAUUAUGGCGGAAAAUACGAUCCAAAUAUCUGUACCUGCUGUCAUAUACGACGCACCUCAAACCACAGCCAAAGCUGGAGUUAGUAGAGCUACAAACAACCAGAUUUCUUCGCUGGAUUUUAGUGCCUUACGUCGAAAAUCUAGACCCAAUUCCAGCUCAACAUACCGUCUAAUAGAGAAGCAGUCACAGCAUCCACGUCACCAAAGGAAGCCGAUUUCAGCCACCCGAAGGGGGCGAAAAGGACGUGAACCUGAUCAAUCGAGCGAUUGUGGCGACAGUUUUCUCUACUUAGUGGACGUUGACAGUGACGAAGACGUGGAUUCUCUCGCUCUCUCACCCGUUGGACCCUGGGUGGUUGACGAUUUCUCGGUUACGAGCGAAACUCCACGGUCUCCUGUGUCGACUUGCCUCUCAGCAUCUAGUCUUGGAAGCGAAGACUUGGAUAGUAACAGUGGAGAAUGGAGUAAUACCGAGUUGGCUGCCAAGUCGCCGCGUAGUCGUCUUUUGUAUUUUUCAGCUUGUGCAGAGAACAGCGAAACAUCCAGAUGUACGACUCCAGAGUUCCAGAGCCAAUCUCUACGUCGCUCAGCCACAUCCAGAAGCAGUUUAAUACCCAGCACAAAGCUGGAUUCUCGAGCCUCGAAACUCAAACGCUGUUCAUCUGCUAAUGUCACAAGAAGUAGAAUCUGUACCAGUUCCAGUUCAACUAGUCGAGUUAAUCCAGUCAGACGUCCUCAAAGUGGAGGAACUAGAAGUUCUCGAAGUAUUCAAAGUGAUGAAUCUACGCGGUAA
Molecule: messenger RNA, 1551 nt
Organism: Phytophthora nicotianae INRA-310
Lineage: Eukaryota; Oomycota; Peronosporomycetes; Peronosporales; Peronosporaceae
Exons: 1
Coding region: 1-1551 (516 amino acids)
Source: RefSeq, a predicted model, not a curated record